UUGGGACACACUUUAAUGCCAGCUACAUGUUCGCAUUUGACAAUUUCAAAGCAACAUGAAUCAUUGAUGGCACAGUUAUUAAACAUAUUAUUUAAAAAAAACGACCCCUACAACUCGUGGGGUUUUCAAGUAUGUGGUGGUCGGGAUAGCUGGCGUCCAUUAUCUAUCAAACAUGUGCAAAAUGAAACUUUAGCUGCUAAUUAUCUAAACGUAGGAGAUCGAGUAUUAGAAAUAGAUGGAAUAGAUUGCUAUUCUUUAACCGAGUCACAAGCUAUUGCAUUCCUUCGAAGACCUAGUACUUGUAUAGAAAUUUUAAUAUUGAAGCGCCGAGGAGAAAAUGUCGUACCUCCUAAAAGAUCGUCAAGCUGUAAAGCUUUACAAAACUUCAGUUUUCAAAAUAUUAAAAAUCAAAAAAGUCUUUCAGAGCCUUGUUCGCCACCUGAAAAUUAUUAUGAAAACUCGCCGGAUCCAUAUGCAAAUAAUCACAUAAAUACUAGACGUUUUUCAAACAAUAGUGAUGAAACACUGAUAUCAUUAAAUAAAGAAGACAUUCAAGUACAACAAAAAUCUCAACCGCUGACUCAAGUUCAAAAGACAUCCACAAUUUUUUCUAAUUUUAGACCGCGUAGAAAUUCAUUUCAUAAAGAUUUUGAGCAAAUACGUCUUAGAAGUAGAUCGAAUUCGCCACAGUUUUGGAAAGUUCAUACAGAUGCUUCUCCUAUUAUCGGAUCAUCUAGUAAUUGUAGAAACUUUUGGAAAAAACUUGAAAAGAGCUCUAUAGAAGAUUUAAGUAUUCGUCAAACCCCAAGUCCAGUUAGACCAGCGAGCGUUGCAUUUUAUCCUAAAACGACAGAACCUAUGAUUUCACCAGUUAAAUGUGACGUUUCUCCUAAGAAAAGAGUGACGUUUAGUAAUGUAUUAUUAGAAAGAAAUUUCUUACAAAUGGAUUUACCAGAUUUAUCACCAGGUUCAAAAGUAGAUGAAGAAUUUAACAAGAUAUACAACAGCGCGAAACAGGAAGAUCAUCAUCAAGUAGGAGCGACUAAAUCAUUAGGAGAUAUGUCCGCUCCUCCUCCGCCUCCACCAAUGCCACAAUUUUCUGGAGGCACAAUUCAAGGUGGCGGACCACCUCCACCACCUCCAAUGCUCCAUAAUGGUCAUAUACCGGCAAUCCGGAUAAAAACCGAGCUAAAUGAACAGCCCAGAGAAUUGCCAUCAGCUAUUCAGAAUGCAAUGGCGACAAAAGAUAAAAAACCGUUUACAUAUUUACCGGGAGGCUUAGAUCUUAGUGAAAUUAAGAGCCCAAGAAUGCAAAGACGUUUAGAAAGAAACGCUCAAACUCCUCCUAGUCCAGAUCAAACACCACAAAAAUCACCUGAAUAUCACCAACAACAACAGCAGCAAAAUCCCACCCAAUUUCAACAGCAAAUUAAUCCUCAACAAUAUCAUUUACCACAACCACCCCCACUGCCUCCACUACACCAACAACCACUACUGAAACCAACUUUUGAACAGAAACCAAUUUGCAAUGUGCUUCCACCUACGGAGAAAAUUUGUCUUUUACCUCAAGUCCAACAGCCAUUGUUAAAUAAAGCACCUACGCCAUGGUUACAAAAAAAUGUUCAACCACAACAGGUUCAAAACUUUGCACCUUGGGCUCAAAAUAGAAAAGAUGAUGUUGAUCAGGUUGACAGGCCGUUACAAGAAAGGGUAAUACCUCUAAGAGUGGAGCCUGUUAGACAGCCACCUUUACGACCACAGUUACAACACCCAGUGAAAAACACGAGUAAUUCCUACGACUCGGAACCUAUACAAGGAAGAUCAUUUAAAGUGCUACAACAAAUCACACAAGAGCCUAAAGGUAUUUAUGAUGGCACUCAGCCUUACAACAGUCAAGCUCUUCCUCUUUCAGAGCUCAGAAAGUUAAAUUUAAGCGAAGAUGAUCGAACGUUCAUGAAUAGAGUAAAAUCCCAAGCUAAUGUAGAUAAAGAAAAUCCAAGGUACAAGGGAGGUUCCAUACCAUCUAGAAUAUUUAAAACAUUGGAAAAUAGCGUUGAUGAUGAACAAUUUUUACAUAAUGAAACGGAUCCUCGUUACAGAGGUGCAUCUAUACCGUCUAGAAGUUUCAGAAUAUUGCAAACAAUGACCAACUCAGGACCGGUUCCAAACAGUGUGCAACACUCAGUGCCAGUAACUCAUUAUAUAUCAGAGCCUGUCGAAUCAAAGAUCUAUGUACCGCCAUCAGAAAGGCCAGUAGGCCAUGAACCACAUAAAUAUACUGGAGGAUCAAUUCCAUCCAGGUCUUUCAGAAUGUUGCAAGCUAUGACAGGACAGAAUAACGAAAAAGAGGAUGAAAAUUCGCGAAUCCUAUCGCUGGCCCCUUAUCCCUACCCAUCUAAUGAAUAUUGGCAACAUUACAAAAAUUUUAAAAAAUUUCAUGAGCAGAAUAUAAUUGAAAAUCUUCAAGACCUGCCUUCUCUUUCACUUGACACUCAUAUUCCUCAUGCGUUAAACACCAUAAAUGAGGAAGAAUCUGUAGUCAAAUCAACUGAUAAAUUCAAAGAUAAAGAACAAAGCACAGAAACGGAAAAUAAGAACCGAUGUGUCAUUAAAGUCAAAGAAGAAAAUAAAAGAGAAAAUGAAGAUGUGGUUGAUGCAGAUUGCGAAGUGACCGUCACGAUUACUUUGCCGAAAAAAACUGCCCUAAAAAAGACAGAAGAUAAAUUAAACUCUAAUUGUAAUUCUUCAAAAUCACCUGUUGAUUUUUGGCAACAAAUCAACGACGAAAGUUAUACACAAGAUAAGGAAACAAUAAGUGAGUGUACAUCGGAAAAAGAACAACUAAAACAAAAUGCGGAUUAUCAUGUUGAUGUCUCGGAUAGCGAAUCAGAAGAAUCGCCAAAUUAUCUAUUGCUGGACGUGAAAGACCAUCUCGUACCAAAGCUAGGUAGUGAUGAUGGUGAUUCUGGUAUUACCUCGGAUAUCAGUCGACAAACAUCUGAAAAGGAAAUGAAUGGACCGAAAAAGUACCAGAGGUCGUGCACACAUUCAAGACUAAUGAGUUUUCUUCAGGAUGACGAUGUUGACGAGGAACAAAACACACCAACUACUUAUAGUACUCGAGUUCACACGUCCGGUUAUUCGUCAAUGGCAACCACACCUAACACGCCAUCUGUCCAUAAUGGCUACCGAACUAUGAAAACUGAAUAUGAAGACUACUACAAGAGCUGGGAAUUUGAAUGUCCAUAUGAAGGAUAUGAUAUUAUUCCGUCCAAAGCGUUCAAGGCGAUUCAAGGGGUCAGCGUCAAGACUUCGGCCAAGUUCAAAUGUCCAAAAAUUCCUAUAGAUCGUCAAGAAAAUUGAAAGUGUUAUUCAAUAUUAUGUUAAUUUUUGUUAUCUCAUAUUUUUUUUAACUUUUAUAACGUUUUUAAGGUCAUUUAGAAUUGGGAGAAUCUGACUUUUGAUUUAUUCAGCAGAACUUUUUUUACAAUCGCAUAACUUCUACAUUAAAUUAAAUUAUCGUUGUAAAAAUGAUUAGUUAUUGUUUUCUGUACGCUCACGUGUAUAAUAAUUAUUUCAUAUUUUUACAACAUGUAUGAAUAUAUUAACACAUUUUAUUUAUAAUUAUUGAUUAUUAAUUAAAUAAAUUAUGUAUUACUUAUAAUUAAAUAAAAUUU
Molecule: messenger RNA, 3677 nt
Organism: Daktulosphaira vitifoliae (grape phylloxera)
Lineage: Eukaryota; Metazoa; Arthropoda; Insecta; Hemiptera; Phylloxeridae
Product: probable global transcription activator SNF2L2
Exons: 14
Coding region: 16-3363 (1115 amino acids)
Molecular function (GO): protein binding
Source: RefSeq, a predicted model, not a curated record